This is a messenger RNA of Didymodactylos carnosus, 1389 nucleotides long. The record is from the annotation of a GenBank genome assembly. Lineage: Eukaryota; Metazoa; Rotifera; Eurotatoria; Philodinida; Philodinidae.
AUGAAAUCACAAAGAAUAAUUUCUCUAAAUCCUGGAAAAAAUUAUGAAAAGGUGGGCGAAGUUAAUAUUUCAACGCGCUCUGAAAUUGACACAAAAAUAUCUAAAGCACAUAAAGCUAAAUAUUAUUGGGCAAGCCUAGGCGUCAAAGGAAGACGUAUGUUGCUUGAACCACUCUAUCAAGAAUUCAUUAAUAAGCAAAAAGAAAUUCAAUCAUUAGCAUCUCAAGAAAUGGGUAUGCCCAUUUCCGUGAGUAAACUAAUUGAUAUAGAAGCAGGAUUACGAUACAUGCGCGGCUAUUUAGAUUUAGCUCCUGAAUGGCUUGCUCCCGAAACGGUUUUCGAAGAUAACCAUGAAACACAUCAACUACUCUUUGAACCUUUAGGUGUUGCAGGCAUUAGUAUUCCGUGGAAUUACCCGUUUUGUAAUUUCAUAUGGGGAGUAAUACAAAAUUUAAUUAUCGGUAAUACCGUAGUAUUUAAACAUUCAGAAGAAUGCCCGCUUACCGCUAAGCUUCUUGAGGAAAUAGUAAACUCAGUAGAAUUACCCGAAGGUGUAUUUAAUGCAAUCUAUGGAGACGGAUCAGAUGUAGGUAAUUACUUAAUGAGCAGUAAUCUCAAUUGCAUGUACUUUACCGGAAGUACACGUGUCGGAAAGCAUCUUUACCAAGUAGCUGCAAAGAGUUUUAUUCCUGCACUUUUAGAGCUGGGUGGAUCUGCAGCAGGAAUAGUUUUAGAAGAUGUUAAUAUUCAAGAAACGGUAAAAUUAAUUUAUGAGCACCGUUUUAUUAACAGUGGUCAAACAUGCGAUGGUUUAAAGCGAUUAAUUGUUCAUCGUAGUCGUUUUGAUGAAUUAGUAGAUACAUUAACACAUUUUUUAUCAACUAAAAAAAUAGGUAAUCCUCAAGAUACUGAUACCGAUAUGGGUCCAUUAGUAGCAGAGCGGCAGCUCGUUCUUCUUGAAGAGCAAGUGUAUGAUGCUUUAAAAAAAGGUGCCAAAAUAAUUACCGGUGGCAAACGAACUUCAGGCAUAAUAGGUGCUUAUUAUAAUCCUACCAUCUUAACUGAUAUUACUUUUGAUAUGCGAAUAUGGAAGGAAGAAGUUUUUGGACCCGUUCUUCCUAUUGUGCCUUAUGAUACUCAAGAAGAAGCAAUUGCAUUAGCAAAUGAUACUGAAUAUGGUUUAGGCGGUUACAUUUACACUACCAGCUUAGAACGAGCACUCCUUAUCAGCAAACUUCUGCAAACGGGAAACAUUAGUAUUAAUGGUGCUAAUUAUAAUAUGCCGCAAGAUUCUUUUGGUGGAUACAAAAAUUCUGGCCUCGGGUUUGAGCACGGUAAAGAAGGAUUACGAGAUCUGUGCUUGAAAAAAAUUAUAGCAUUUAAAAAAUAA